This is a messenger RNA of Trypanosoma theileri, 360 nucleotides long. RefSeq names its product myosin heavy chain. The transcript has a single exon. NCBI's taxonomy places the organism in Eukaryota, Euglenozoa, Kinetoplastea, Trypanosomatida, Trypanosomatidae. The record is from RefSeq and is a predicted model, not a curated record. The annotation marks the transcript as partial.
AUGGGUGCAAUGGAUGCUUUGAAUGCUGCCACACCUGAAAAUGCUGAUCUUGUUGAUAUGCUAGAGAAUUUUAUGGAAACGAGUGCAGCUGCACAAGCUGCAGAGAAGGAUGCGCUUGAGGCGCUGAGAAAACGUGAAGAGGAACUGGAGGAACUACGACGUCGUGGUGCUGAGGAAAGCAAUGAGCACAGUCGUGUUUUGGAUAACCAUAAGCAAGAGAAUGAGAAGCUUCUUGAGGAACUCGCACAGAAGGAUGCUGAAAUUGAUAAACUGGGUGAGGAUCUCGCACAGAAGAAUGUGGAAAAUGUAAGGUUGAGUGCAGAAAAUGAGAACUUGGCCGGGGACCUCGCACAGAAGGAA